Messenger RNA from Triticum dicoccoides, 1475 nucleotides. RefSeq names its product homeobox-leucine zipper protein HOX14-like. Lineage: Eukaryota; Viridiplantae; Streptophyta; Magnoliopsida; Poales; Poaceae. Gene Ontology annotation, biological process: positive regulation of DNA-templated transcription. Bases 162 to 896 code for a protein of 244 amino acids. The transcript is spliced from 2 exons. Gene Ontology annotation, cellular component: nucleus. The record is from RefSeq and is a predicted model, not a curated record. Gene Ontology annotation, molecular function: DNA-binding transcription factor activity, RNA polymerase II-specific; sequence-specific DNA binding.
CUCUCCCCUCCUUCAACUAGCGCUUUGCGGCCGUUGGUCCUCCCCUCGAUCCAGUUCCUCACCUCACCACACCAAGAGCGCAACCCACCGCGUCUCCCCUUCCUCUAAUCUUCCAAUUCCAACCAUCCCUUCUCUCCCCUCCUCAGCUCCGAACAGCAGGCAUGGACAACCAGCAGCUCUUUGGUUCCUCCUACGUGGACACGCCUUUCUUCGCGGCCAAUGGCACGGCGCAGCGGGAGAGCAAGCCGAAGGCUCGGCGCAGGCGGCGGAGGGCCGCGAGAUGCGGCGGAGGGGAUGGUAACGGCUGGGAGAUGGACGGAGGAGGGGACCCCAAGAAGCGGCGGCUCACCGAUGAGCAGGCGGAGAUGCUGGAGCUGAGCUUCCGGGAGGAACGCAAGCUGGAGACCGGCCGGAAGGUGUAUCUGGCCGCCGAGCUCGGGCUCGACCCCAAGCAGGUCGCCGUGUGGUUCCAGAACCGCCGGGCGCGCCACAAGAGCAAGACGCUCGAGCAGGAGUUCGCCAGGCUCAAGCACGCCCACGACGCAGCCAUCCUCCACAAAUGCCACCUCGAGAACGAGGUAAGCUUGCUCAUACACACUCACACUGGCGUACAUACAAAUUCCUCUUCGUUCUUGCACAAGCUGACUGCCAGCCAGGUGCUGAGGCUGAAGGAGAAGCUGAGAGCGACUGCGGAGGAGGUGCAGCGCCUCAGGUCGGCAGCUGGGAUCCACGCCAAUGGCGGAGACUCCGCUGGCGCCGUUAGCGUGUGCGGCGGGAACCCGGGCUCAUCCUUCUCGACGGGAACCUGCCAGCAGCAUCCGGGUUUCAGCGGGGCAGACGUGCUGGGGCGGGACGAUGACCUGAUGAUGUGCGUCCCCGAGUGGUUUUUCGCAUGAAUUAGCUAGAGUUUAUGGUGGCUAUGCCGAUAGCAGCGUGUUCGAGUGUUUUUUAAUUAGCAUGAAAUAAUAUCUCCCACAAAAUAGGCGCUAUAGCUGCUCGGGAGCCUCGCCGCUACGCUAUGGCUGCCGCCGCCAAAUCCUCCACAAAUCCCUCCAAAGGGCUUCAGAAUCAGCAAAAACCUCUAGAAAUCAUCUGUCCCGCCGGAAAAGUUGUUGCUAUUUGCCGCGAUUGUCUGCUAUGCGGCCGCUAUAGCUGCUGAGAGUGGCCGCCCCUAAAUCCUUUCUCCGGCGAUUUUAAUCUUUGGUUUUUAGCCUGUAUAUAUGGGGUGAUUUGAAAUUGACACGAGCUGGACAUCAACUACAUGCUGAUCGAUUACUAUUCUAGUUAGCCAUAGUUUUAAUUAUUAAUUAAGUUGGGACGAUCUCUAUGCGUGCGUGCUGUUUAAUUAUGUAUGGAGAGUGUUGAUUAAUGGCAAAAGCUUGCAAGCUAGCAAGUGUAGUACUGGUCGCUCUCUUCAAGAUCAGAGAUGAUGUGUAUAUGUUAUCAUUCGAUAUAUAUUUUACUUCAGCCGUAAA